GCGGGGCCUGUGUGGGAGCAGCGAGCGGCGGCGCUGGAUUCUCUCGCGAGGACGGACGCCAUUAUCGCCACAAAACAACACGAGAACUCGCCCCCAAACGGAGGAGAGACAGUCACCAGUACUGCAAGUGUUAACGUUUGGUGUUUUAACUGGAUACCAGCGCCUUUUUAUCAAUGAUGUCAGGGCAGGACCUGACGGACGUGGUACAAAUAGCCGUGGGUGAUUUACACUCCGAUCACCACCCAGUUGUGCUGGAUAAUGAUGUCAUGACUGUGGAAGACAUGUCCCCUUCGCUGAAACGACAGAGGAUAGAAAUUAACUGCCAGGACCCGUCCAUUAAGUCUUUUCUUUUCUCAAUCAAUCAAACGAUAUGCCUGCGGCUGGACAGCAUAGAGUCCAAACUACAGGUACUGGAAGCCACAUGCAGGUCACUGGAAGAGAAACUUGACCUCAUCAUGAACAAGCAACAAAACCCAAUUCAAGUCCCAAUGAUAGCUGGUUCACCACUCGGAGCCACCCAGACCUGGAAUAAAGUGCGAUGUGUUGUUCCUCAAACUACUGUUAUUUUGAACAAUGAAAGACAGGGAUCAGUCGUUGCCAAAAUGGAGGGGCAGGAAGAGGCAAUGAACAGAACAGCCGAAACACUGGAAAACAUGCUGAACAGUACGGCUUCUGGAAGAAGACAUAAUACCAUCGUGGUGAAGGUUCCUGGCCCAGAUGAUAGCCACAAUGACGAUGACAGCGGCUCAGAGGCUAGUGACACCCUGUCCAACUGCGGCCUCUCAGGAAAUUCCAACGCUACAAACAAUGUCACCUUGAUCACAUUAAACUCUGAAGAGGAUUUCCCUAAUGGCACUUGGUUGGGCGAUGAGAAUAACCCAGAAGUCAGAGUUAGAUGUCCGAUUAUACCAGCCGACAUGCUCCACAUCAGCACCAACUGCCGCACAGCUGAGAAAAUGGCGCUCACUUUGCUCGAUUAUCUGUUCCACCGAGAGAUCCAAGCUAUCUCCAACCUCUCAGGCCAGGGGAAACAUGGGAAAAAGCAGCUGGAUCCACUGAUGAUUUACGGGAUCAGAUGUCACCUGUUCCACAAGUUUAGAAUAUCAGAGUCUGAUUGGUAUAGAAUAAAACAGAGUAUUGAUUCCAAAUGUCGGACAGCUUGGCGGAGAAAACAGCGAGGACAAAGUUUGGCUGUAAAAAGCUUUUCUCGAAGAACACCCUCCUCAUCUUCAUUCAGCCCAUCAGAUGGUGUUCAGAAUACUGUGUCAUCAUCCAGUGAUCUUCAGCAAACACCACCUCAGGCCUUACAUUAUGCACUAGCCAACGCACAACAGGUGCAAAUUCACCAAAUCGGAGAGGAUGGUCAGGUUCAAGUGGGACAUCUCCACAUAGCACAGGUGCCGCAAGGAGAACAGGUACAGAUCACACAGGACAGCGAAGGAAAUUUGCAGAUUCAUCAAGUCCAUGUGGGUCAAGAUGGACAGGUGCUGCAAGGAGCUCAACUAAUAGCUGUUGCCGCUGACCCCAAUACAGGAGUGGUUGAUGGGUCGCCUCUUCAAGCUAGUGACAUUCAAGUCCAAUAUGUUCAACUUGCACCAGUGACAGAGUCUUCAGCUACAGGGGAGGCAGUAGAACAGCUCGAGUCUGCACUCCAGUCAGAUAUGCACAUCGAACACGGCACUAUACAGAUUCAGUAACUACACCAACCUUAAUUGCGGAAUCUGACCUCUUCCUAAAACGUUACUGUGCACCUACAGCCUGAAGCAUGGAGAAAGGCAACAGCCAAUCGUCACUUGUUGGCAAAAGAUGUCCAGAAGAUAUUUGUUUGCAAUCACCCUAUGUCUAUGGUUACAUAAACAGACUAAAAAAAAAAAAAAAAAGAUUUA
Pelobates fuscus (common spadefoot toad) is the source of this 1886-nucleotide messenger RNA. RefSeq names its product BTG3 associated nuclear protein (gene BANP). Gene Ontology annotation, biological process: negative regulation of protein catabolic process; protein localization to nucleus. Gene Ontology annotation, molecular function: DNA binding. The record is from RefSeq and is a predicted model, not a curated record. The transcript has 13 exons. Lineage: Eukaryota; Metazoa; Chordata; Amphibia; Anura; Pelobatidae. Bases 174 to 1697 code for a protein of 507 amino acids.